Molecule: messenger RNA, 474 nt
Organism: Didymodactylos carnosus
Lineage: Eukaryota; Metazoa; Rotifera; Eurotatoria; Philodinida; Philodinidae
Source: the annotation of a GenBank genome assembly
AUGAAUAGUAUUGCAAAACGUUAUACAGCAAUUUCACCUAGUAGUAUACCAACCGUUAUGAAAGUAUCAACAACGACUAGUGUAGCAAACUCAAAAUCUCCGGCUACUGUUACUACAACGACUACAACGACACCUCCUCAAAUUAAUGACGAAUUAAACGUUGCAUUUCAAAUCAAAAAACAUAAUAUUCGUACUAUAUCGUUAAUUAUUUGUACUUUUACUUAUUUAAUUAUUGGUGCAUGUGUAUUUGAUGCACUCGAAUAUUCGAAUGCUGUUAAAGAUAAAACAAAAUAUGAGACAAAAAUUCAAAUAUUUCAACAAAAACACAAUAUGUCAAAUGAAACAUUUUCACAAUUAUCACAAUUAAUUAUGAAUAAAUCACUUGUCAAACAUAAAUUGAGAUAUGCCGAUUCACUCUACUUUGCCACAGUUGUUCUAGUACUAAUUGGUAAGUGUGAAAGUUUUAAAUUUUAA